AUGGGGAAGGGUAAAGCGAAGGUUGUCCCUCAGGAGAGGAGGGACUUCAAGUCGGACCGUUUUAACAGCAGUAACAGACCGAGAAGAGACUACGUGGAACAGUCCAGACCUACUGGGGUUCAGGUAGUCCAUGCUGUGUUCCGAGAACCAUUGCACAAGAUCCUGGAGAAGGUGAAAUGCGAACCCUUCUUUCAGUGGCCGAACAGGAUGGCAGGCGACCCCUCAAAACGCAAUCAGAAUCUGUACUGCGCGUACCAUCAGGAGCCCGGUCACACCACCGACGAUUGCAAGAAUCUGAAAAACCAUUUGGAUCGGCUUGUCCGAGAAGGAAAGCUGAGGCAUCUAUUGCACCGCCCUGAACAGUCAAAUGUCGAAACCAGACAAGGCACAUUGAGGCCACCCAUUGGCACAAUCAAUGUCAUUCUUGCCGCACUUGGGAGGACCGGUUCCAGCCAUUUCAGAGUAAUGUCAGUGGGCAGGUUCCCGACUAAGCCAGACGAAAGGGAAUCCAAGAGAGCCAAAGUGAGUGCCACGCCAUUGAUUGGGUUCACGGAGGAAGACAAGCAAGGAACCCUUCAACCCCACGACGAUGCCCUAGUCGUCAAGCUUAAAAUAGGAGGUUAUGACGUGAAAAGGGUGUUAGUUGAUCAAGGCAGCGCCGUGGAGCUCAAGGAAUACCUCGCCCGACCACAAAUCAUGUCCAGCCCCGAUGCCGACGAGGUGUUGUUCGCAUACAUCGCAGUAGCCUCUCAUGCGGUGAGCUUAGUGCUAAUCCAAGAAGACAACGGCACGCAGCGACUCGUGUAUUACGUAAGCAAAUCGCUGCAGGAGGCGGAGACCCGGUAUCUCCCCCUCGAAAAAGCUAUAUUGGCCAUCGUACAAGCCAUGCGGAAGCUCCCCCACUAUUUUUAG
Quercus robur (English oak) is the source of this 912-nucleotide messenger RNA. RefSeq lists its product as uncharacterized. The record is from RefSeq and is a predicted model, not a curated record. The coding region runs from base 1 to 912 and encodes 303 amino acids. The transcript has 2 exons. NCBI's taxonomy places the organism in Eukaryota, Viridiplantae, Streptophyta, Magnoliopsida, Fagales, Fagaceae.